AUGUGGCGACGACCUCGAUACCCGACCCGGGAAAUGCGUUCAGGCUGGCUUCGCCACGGAUUCAGAAAGCCAUUUACGUUUUCUAGCAUUAUCGACCUGGCUCUUGUUCUGUGCUGCAUCUUACGCUCCUCUUUCGUUCAGCUUUUGGAGGCUGUUGGUGAAGACAAGCCCGCCAGGAGAGCAGAGCCCUCUGAGAGAAGCAACAUCCUCACCCCGGCCGAUGACCUUCAUUUACCAGUUGCUGUACCUGAAGUUCCCCCCUCACCAAGACAUGAGUUUCCUGCAGACUGGAGUAUUAAAACACGACUUCUAUUUACUUCUUCCCAACCUUUUACCUGGGCAGAACAUUUAAGAGCACAAGAGGAAGCUCAAGGAUUUGCUCAGCAUUGUAGAGCUACAGAAACAAACUUGCCACAGAGCGUACAGGAACCAAAACUGUCGACAGAACUGCGUUGUGCCUUUCAGCAAAGCCUUGUUUACUGGCUUCACCCUUCACUGCCAUGGCUGCAGCUAUUCCCUCGGAUUGGAGCAGACAGAAAAAUAGCUGGAAAGGCUAGUCCUUGGUCACAGGAUGAAGCCUUGCAACAAGUGCUAAUGAGUGACUGGUCUGUCAGCUUUACUUCCCUGUACAAUCUGCUCAAAGCCAAGCUGUGUCCCUACUUCUAUGUAUGUACCUACCAGUUUACUGUCCUGUUCCGUGCAGCUGGUCUUGUGGGAAGUGACGUUAUCACAGCUGUAAUUUCUCCCACAACUAGAGGUUUAAGGGAAGCCAUGAGAAAUGAAGGCAUAGAGUUUUCUUUACCUUUGGUAGAAGAAUGUAGAACCAGGAAACAGAAAAACUCUGAAGUGAAUUUGGAAACAGAAGUUGCUAACAGCCUCGAAGUGGGCGACAGCAUGGAAGACGGAGAGGAACCAGCGCUAAGCGAUGACGAUGAUGAAAGUUUCUCUUGGCUUGAGGAGAUGGGAGUCCAAGACAAGGUUAAGAAACCAGAUGCUAUUUCUAUUAAACUUCGUAAGGAGAAGCAUGAGGUGCAGAUGGAUCACAAACCUGAAUCCCUUGCAUUAGUGAAAGGAACAAACACAUUCACCUUGCUGAACUUCUUGAUAAACUGUAAGAGCCUAGUGGCUGCUGCAGGUCCACAAACAGGGCUUCCACCAACUUUGUUGUCCCCUGUUGCUUUCCGAGGUGGAACAAUGCAAACACUCAAAGCUCGAAGUAUAAAUGCCAAAGCCAGGGUUCACUUGGCGUAUGAGGAUAUAUUCAGUCUGGAGAUCAUAGGCCCCGUCAUGCCUCACUCCCUCCAUUCAUUGACCAUGUUGCUCAAGUCCGCACAGAGGGGAGCAUUCUCUGCUGUAUUGUAUACACAUGAGCCAACCGCUGUGUUUAACACUGGUCUUGACAACACAAGCCCUGCCUUAAAUAAGGAAACCAUACGCAAUGAUCUUCCUACAUGUGGACUGCAUCCUAAGACUUUGGAUCAACUGAGUCAGUGUCCAACACUGGGAAAAUCUUCCAUCCGAUUUCUGGAAAUGAAGGAUUAUGCUUAUACCUGGAAGUCCUAGGUAUGCUAGCUCCAUUUAAUGGAAGAGAAUGGUCUCUAGUGUGCAGCUGCUGUACUUCAUUUGGGUUCUAUGCAGUAGCACCUAUGCAGUACCAGGAGGGAUACAAUCUAGUUGCACAUCACAGACUACAACUAUUGCACAUCACCCAUCAUAAAACACUUCAAAGGACUUUUAAAGGAAAUGAAGGAGGUGGCCUUGGACAUCUCCUUUUGUAUUUUAGGAAGCCUUUUUUAAAUAAAACUUGACAAAACACCAUUAUCUGGUUUAUUGGUCUGACUUGCGUCCGGAAGGUCUGUAUUCUUCAUGCACAUGCAAAUUCUAUUCUGAAGUACAGAAUUUCUGCUGCUGCUCUGUGAGGUAACCUGUAACCAUUUUGGAUGGGUGCAGUUCUUGGCGAAACCCCUUCCAAGACUGCUUACAGCACCUUGCCAGAAGCUUGAUAGCUUCUUGUUGCUAUGUUGCACCGCUUAGUUUAGAGUCAGCUCUGAACUCCACAAAGAUAGAUGAAAGUCAGAUGGACACAAGCAUGGAGUUCUGCCUGCAGCCACAUUAGAUUAAAAGGUUGACUCCUUAGAACUGCUUGGCAUAGCUGCUAGAAUUCCUAUUCCCACUUAUGGUAAAAUGAGCUAGACUUUUAAGAAGCAAUUUGUACAAACAAUAACCUGCUGAAUCAGAACAAGUUGGAGCAAUAAAACAGUUGUGGCACCUGAUCAAAGAUAGAGAAAAUGAGAGGCAGCAGAGGGCUGCUGACCAGACUCUGGCUGUGCACAGCAAUAGCAGAAGCUAUUAGCAGGUUUCAUGCAGUCUGUCUCACUUCGGGUAGUCAAAGCUGUUAGUUUGGAGGCAUGUAUGUCACUUUUUACACAGCUAUUAGGUGAUCAGGUUACUGCAGCAGACACUACUAAAUAUGAAUAACAAGAUGUAGAAUACCGUCAUGCUUGUGCACUCCAGCAAGAUUUCUAAUUCAACUGGUAUUUUGCACAGAAAAUAAAGCAGUGGUCACGCCCUGUGGUCCACUACCCUCCAUCCUUACUACAGUGCCACUCUGCUCCCCACCUCAGAAUGUGCAAUUCUGAAACAGUAACCUUAGACUGUAGCCAGGUCUUACUUGAGGAAACAGCCUGUAAACUUAAAAAUGUGGGCACCUAAAGUUACCGCAGAUGGAGGCAUGAUGAAAGCUUCCGUUGCCUUUCAGUUACUUCAUAGCGACGCCACCAGAAGUAUCCUAUCCCAAGAAUACAGCACGUAUACACUUACACUGGAAUACUUCAUGUUUACAUUUGUUACUUUACAAGUAACUACCAUGACACUAGGUCAGCUGUACACUGAACAAGACAACAUCUAGAAAACCUAGAUCAAGGGAAAGUCCCUCUCUUAUGAUGGAAGAAGGCACCUUAGGAAUUAAAUACUUUUGAUAAUGUCAAAUACUCCGUUUCUGGUGGAGUUCAGGGUAGUACAAUCCGACUUUAAUUAAUCUCUAUGCUUCUCCCUAACUAAUCUAGAAGCAGGUUACAGAACUUUUCCCCUUUGAUUAGCAUCAGACAGCAAGAGUGAAAAGCCAGUGCUAAUGUCAUUGUGGGGAACACCAGAAGACUGGGUUUCUAGAGCAGCUGGUGUGUUAGCUACACUUUUGUUUCCAGUAACAUCUUAAGAGUUAACUCGGUGCCUUUUUUAUCUGGCUUGGCUGCCUCCAUCGUCAUAGCCUCCACUACUGGGCUUUGCAGUCUGCUGUCAACUGACCUUUAGCCCAGCGCUACAGGUCAGCAAGAGCAGUUCUCACAGCCGCCACAUUCAGGUGCACUGCAGAGAGUGACGCUUCCCCUGCUGUCACGCAGGCAAGCCCUUCUGAAAGCUGCUCAUGAGCUCAGAGCCCACCAGCUCUGAAACAGGCAGCAUCUCCAGAGCGUGUGCUUGAGGAACUGGCCUCCUUGCAGAGCAUGUUAGCACAUGCAACAGGUUACUGAAAGCAAUAGGAAAAGCAAUUCUGUAGCUGCCUCUAUGGGUAAGCACUUUUAAUCAAGCCAAUAACCACAUAGCAGAAUGGACUUAAGCCUAUCUGUUUCUAAGAAAUACAAUAAUUACUAUUAAUUUCAGCUCCAGUUUGUAUUUUCACAGCUAGCAUGUGAGAGUUACGAAGAGACACUAAUGCCAAUUAAUAGCUUGCAGUAAUUAAAAAAAAAUUAUCUAGAGUGGUGCAGUUUCAGAAAUUCACCACCAAAUUCUUUGUCACGUGCUUUGCACCAUCACUGGAGCUGUAGCUCCUCGUACGGUAAACUGCCUGUUGGUUUUUAAGUCAUAGCUUCGCCUGUAAUUUCAGAAUCAUAUUCCAGUUGCUUACAGCUCUGGGAUUCAGUGCUGUUCUUGAAGCAUACUUGGCUCCAGCGAACUUUCCCUACAAAAGUUACAGCAUUAUGCUCCCCAGUCUGCUGCUCUUCCCACCUAAAGGUAUUUUCAGCAAAUACUACCAUCAUUCCAGAUGCUUGUAGAGCACGAAGAUUUAUUUAUUUAACCUGUCCAAAUGGGUGACUUUUCAUCACAACUGUGAUUUGUUUGGAAGAGCUAGAGAGACUGUAGCAUUAAGACUUCAUAUAGUUUUUGCACUUUAAGAGGCAAUUUCAAAUUUUCCCAGGCAUAGGAAGUUCACCUUCCUGCUCCUCCAGCCCUAACUGUUUAAAAACUACUAAUGGGAAGACUGCCAAGAAAUCGUUCCGGUGGAAGCUGGCUACAAGUUUUUGGGCACCUGUUUCAAAAUCAUCCUCGCCACAGGGAAGUCAGAAGCACUUUCAGCGAGAUUACUUCUAGGAAAAUAAUUCUGCAGCAAAAGGAAAUCCAACAGCCAAAGAGAUCACGCCUUCCAUCAGAAGGAGUCACAGACUAUUCACCUUUAAGACAGCUGAAGUGCUGCAUAAAUAACCAGGUUCCAAGAGAGUGUUUCCUAGUUGUUCUUUUUAAUGUAUCACUACUUAAUCUAUUCCUGCAUGCAAAGGACACUCAAACCAAUUCAAAUUUACAAAUUUAACAUAAGCACAUCGCUGCACUAGCUUUAGAUUCAUGUAUCAUUCUAAACAACAAGGAAUGAAACUAAAAGAGAAACCUCAAAAUCAAGAAGUGUCAUAAUUAGGGCAUGACAGACCUUAAUUUUUUUAAGUCUUCCUUAAGACCAAAGGUUAAAUCCACAUACAGUACCACAUCUUUGAGGCAUGAAAUCCAGAACUUGCCUAAAUAGUUAUUUUGUAAAUGGAGUCUUCAAUGGGACUGAAUUCAUCUGCUCCUUGCUGCUGCAAGACAACAUGUAUCUUUACAUUAUACAUGGGGAAUAUAGACCAAAAAAAGAACAAAAUGACAAGUACAAGAGAUUGUAUGUUCCCAGAUUUGAUACUGUACAGCUGUGAAACCAGUGCUGACAUGGACACCAAAGACUAAACAGAACGAUCAACAUCUCUGAUGUUACACCUCUAUCAAACCAGACAUUUAAAUACAAGUCUGAUUAGGAGCUGCUCCUACAUCCCGAGUUAAUUACUUUAAGUCAUACAUCAAAAAGCCAGACUUUAGCUAAGACAGAUACAAUACCCAGUUCUCCCACAGUAGAUCUUUCCAUUGCUGUACCAUCAUGUUUACUUUUGGCCUUUUAUACACACCUUCCAACUAGUUCAGCAAAUGAGGCAAGGAGAUCUUCAAAUAUUUAGUCAAAGACUGAAGGCGAGAAGCCAAAGGGAAAAAAAGUUUAAUUAAAGACAACUACGUCCAUGAAAAUUAAGAUUAACUUAGGCAUUUCUAGAGCGCUUUGACAGACUAAUAAGGGGCUUUAUUUCUCUGAAGUAUGUGGUGGAGAACCAAAUACCAUUUCUCUGCUGUACACAACAUGAGACAUUGAUCCUUGUCCCUUUAGGGCAAAGACAGACACCUCGCUCCGUAACAGCUGACAGAAUACACACAAGUCACCUUAUUUUGUGGAAGAAGAGGUACUAGUAAUUCUUCACCUCCACGUUCCUACUACCAUUGCAAAGGUCACUCACUUUAGGCAAGCGCACAGCCUUACUGCGUACAAACUGUAUUUUAUUCCUGUCCCAGAUGAAGCUGUGGUCAGUAGAUGUAACACAAAGAGACCUCAGGAAGACUUUUCUGAAAUAAACACCUGAACUACUAGAUUCUGUAAAUCCUGGCAAUCUGCUUGUAACUCAAGAUAAAUCUGGCAAGAGGUAUACAAUGCCCUUUCCAAUUCAAAGUGCGCAUAGCUAAAAUACUAAUACUUCUUAAAUUAAAAAAAAAAAAAAAAA
Messenger RNA from Haliaeetus leucocephalus (bald eagle), 5840 nucleotides. It is a transcript of the gene DONSON, whose product is annotated as downstream neighbor of SON. Gene Ontology annotation, cellular component: nucleus. The transcript has 10 exons. The record is from RefSeq and is a predicted model, not a curated record. NCBI's taxonomy places the organism in Eukaryota, Metazoa, Chordata, Aves, Accipitriformes, Accipitridae. Bases 1 to 1563 code for a protein of 520 amino acids. Gene Ontology annotation, biological process: nuclear DNA replication.